AUGAGCAGAGGGGACAAGCGAAUCGCUGGAGCCAAAGCAGUUGAUUUUGGAAACUUUCUUGAGGACGCAGAGGUCCUGGGUCUAGCACAUGGGCUCCUCAAUCUGCUUGGUGACUCUCGGUCUCCGCCACUAGUACUCGGCGGCGACGAACAUGGGCAGGGUCAGAGGCGAUGUAGAAGAGCAGUGGGGUUUUUAAGAGCGGAUCUCGCCACUUGA
Messenger RNA from Linum trigynum, 216 nucleotides. The record is from the annotation of a GenBank genome assembly. Lineage: Eukaryota; Viridiplantae; Streptophyta; Magnoliopsida; Malpighiales; Linaceae.